AUGAUAAUCGAUAUUAUUAAUCAAAAUCUAUUAACUAAAGUUAUAUUCACUUUUGAAACACGUAGUCAAUCUAUUUAUGCAUUAAAAUCUAUGAAGAUUUCUUCUUUAUUAAAUAAUGAAAAUAUUCUAGAGAAGUUAAAUUUAACUGAUAUAUUUUCUGAUGAUUUUCUUCUUGUCUUGAAAGAAGCAAAUGAACAAAUUUUAACAAAAGAUGAUCUUAAAAAAUCUAUAGGUAUUUAUUCGACUAUUGAAAAUCAAUCGAUUCAUUUUCAAAUAUUGAUUACAAUACAAAUAACAAAAUACGAUGAUAAAGAACAAAUAAAAUUACAUUUAUCAAAUAGAAAUAUAACUAUGGAACAAUUAUUACAUUUAACAGAAAAAUCAAUCGAUAUUUACAAAUAUUUCGCUAGCAUUGAUACGAAAAGAAUUAUUAAUUCUAAUGAAAUGCUUUCGAAUUUAAAUAAGACUAAAUUUAUUCUUGUUAAAGAGAAUGAAACUUGUCUUGUAUCGAUUAAGAAAUCGAAUGAUUUACAAUUGAUCAAUAUUAAUGAUGAAGAAAAUCAGCAAUAUCAACGAUUUACGAGUUUUUCUACUAUCGCGGAUAUUAAUAAAGAAAUUCGACUUGAUAUUUUACAUCAAUAUCUUCUAUAUUCAAAUGAUUUUGUUCCAUCAAUUAACAUUCAAUUAAUAUCAUUUCAAUCAGAAUCACCAAUUCAGUUUAUCGUAAUCGAUCAAAAUUUACCAGCUACUGUUACUAUACAAAAUAGUGAAGAAAAUAAGUCAAUUCAUUUCAAUUGUAAACUUUCAAUAACAAUAAAACGUCUUCAUGAGAUUGCAUGUCAACUAUUCGGCGUGAAUGCCGAGUUUUAUUGCUUAACUAUGAAAGAUGCUAUAUCAAUCGAUAAUGAUAUCUCUCUAGAAGAUUUUGAAGAAAGCAUGACUGAAUUUCAAUUUCAAAUGAUUUCUACAGCAUCUUUAUAUUGCUCAAUCAGGUAUUAUGAUCAGAACGUUACAUUACCAUGCCGUCAAAGCACACUUAUUACGACCAUAGUUAAAGAGACAUUACAAAAAUUACACGUAUUAGAAGAUAAUAUCAAUAUGUAUGAAUUAAUAGUAUUGAAUGACACUCGUACACAAAUUUAUUUCGAUUUAUCAAUAGGUGAAAUCCUUGAAUUGUUUUCUAUGGAUUUAACGACACUAUCACUUGAAUUAAAAAGAAAAUGA
Molecule: messenger RNA, 1224 nt
Organism: Rotaria sp. Silwood2
Lineage: Eukaryota; Metazoa; Rotifera; Eurotatoria; Philodinida; Philodinidae
Source: the annotation of a GenBank genome assembly